AUGGAGCAGCUUUCAGAUGAAGAAAUUGACCAUGGUGCUGAAGAAGACAGUGACAAGGAAGACCAGGACCUGGACAAAAUGUUUGGAGCCUGGCUUGGGGAACUGGACAAACUCACUCAGACUUUGGAUUCUGACAAACCCAUAGAACCAGUGAAAAGAUCUCCUCUUCGCCAGGAAACAAACAUGGCCAAUUUUUCUUAUCGUUUCUCCAUAUACAACUUGAAUGAAGCUCUGAAUCAGGGAGAGACUGUUGAUCUGGAUGCCCUGAUGGCCGAUCUUUGCUCUAUAGAGCAGGAGCUCAGCAGUAUUGGUUCAGGAAAUAGUAAGUGUCAAGUCACAGAAACAAAAACUACUCAGAAAUUACCUGCUAACCGACAUACAUCAAAACAUGGCACCUUGAAAGGAUUAUCUUCUUCAUCUAAUAGGAUAACUAAACCUUCUCAUGCUAACUACUCUCUAGAUGACAUCACUGCACAAUUAGAACAGGCCUCCUUGAGCAUGGACGAGGCUGCUCAGCAAUCUCUACUAGAAGAUACUAAGCCCUUAGUAACUAAUCAGCACAGAAGAACCGCAUCAGCAGGCACAGUGAGUGAUGCUGAAGUUCGCUCUAUUAGUAACUCCUCACGUUCUAGCAUCACGUCUGCAGCCUCCAGCAUGGAUUCUUUGGAUAUUGAUAAAGUGACACGCCCUCAAGAACUGGAUUUGACAUCUCAGGGGCAGCCAAUUACUGAGGAGGAACAGGCAGCAAAAUUGAAAGCGGAGAAGAUCAGAAUCGCCCUAGAGAAAAUUAAGGAGGCACAAGUGAAAAAGCUGGUGAUUAGAGUCCACAUGUCUGAUGACAGUUCGAAAACAAUGAUGGUAGAUGAGCGGCAGACAGUGAGACAAGUGCUGGAUAACCUGAUGGACAAAUCCCACUGUGGUUAUAGUUUAGACUGGUCUCUGGUAGAGACCAUUUCUGAGUUACAAAUGGAGAGAAUAUUUGAAGACCAUGAAAACUUGGUUGAAAAUCUUCUUAAUUGGACAAGAGAUAGCCAAAACAAGCUUAUAUUUAUGGAGCGUAUAGAAAAAUAUGCACUUUUCAAAAACCCACAGAAUUAUCUCCUAGGGAAAAAGGAAACAGCUGAAAUGGCAGAUAGAAACAAAGAAGUGCUGUUGGAGGAAUGUUUUUGUGGAAGUUCUGUAACUGUACCGGAAAUUGAAGGAGUGCUUUGGUUGAAAGAUGAUGGCAAGAAGUCCUGGAAAAAACGUUAUUUUCUGUUGAGAGCAUCUGGUAUCUACUAUGUCCCUAAAGGAAAAGCAAAGGUCUCUCGGGAUCUGAUGUGUUUUCUCCAGCUGGAUCAUGUCAAUGUUUAUUAUGGCCAGGAUUAUCGGAACAAAUACAAAGCACCUACAGACUAUUGUCUGGUGCUAAAGCACCCACAAAUCCAGAAGAAAUCUCAGUACAUCAAAUACCUUUGUUGUGAUGAUGUGAGGACUCUACACCAGUGGGUCAACGGGAUCCGCAUUGCAAAGUAUGGGAAGCAGCUCUACAUGAACUAUCAAGAAGCUUUGAAGAGGACUGAAUCAGCUUAUGAUUGGACUUCCUUAUCCAGUUCCAGCAUUAAAUCAGGAUCCAGUUCUUCUAGCAUCCCAGAGUCUCAGUCAAAUCACUCUAAUCAGUCUGAUAGUGGAGUUUCUGAUACUCAGCCAGCUGGACACGUUCGUUCCCAGAGCAUAGUGAGCUCCAUCUUCUCUGAAGCCUGGAAACGAGGUACUCAGUUGGAAGAAUCCAGCAAGGCCAGAAUGGAAUCUGUGAAUCGGCCUUACACUUCACUUAUGCCCCCUUUAUCCCCACAAACCAAAAUAGUCACUCCCUACACUGCUUCACAGCCUUCACCUCCUCUGCCUCCUCCCCCUCCUCCACCCCCUCCUCCACCCCCACCUCCUCCUCCACCCCCUCCUCCACUCCCUAGCCAGUCUGCCCCAUCUGCAGGCUCCUCUGCCACAAUGUUUGUCAAGUACAGCACAAUCACCAGGCUGCAGAAUGCAGCUCAGCAUUCAGGGCCCCUGUUUAAGCCCCCACUGCCCCCCGUGGUGCAGUCUCUGCCCUUAGCCUCACAGUCAGUCAAGCCUCAGAUCCUGGUGCCCCCAAGUGGAGUUGUUCCACCACCCCCGCCCCCUCCUCCACCCCCGACCCCUGGUUCAGCUAUGGCCCAGCUAAAGCCAGCACCAUGUGCCCCAUCCCUUCCACAGUUCAACCCCCCUCCUCCUCCACUGAAGAUUCAUCAAGUUCAACAUGUUACUCAGGUGGCUCCUCCCACACCCCCACCAGCUCCUCCCAUCCCUGCAGUCCUGCCUCCUCAAGCGCCCCCUAAGCCCAUCGUGACCAUCCCCGCACCAGCCAGCACCAAGACUGUGCCCCCAGUUAUGACACAAGCUGCACCACCUACCCCUGCUCCUCCAAUUCCUCCAGCAAAAAAGCAGGCAGUGUUCCCUAUUUCUCACGUUCUGCCCUCUGUGUCUGCUCCCAUCCCAGCUCCAACUCCAGCUCCAGUCCCCCCACCCACACUGCCCAAGCAGCAGAGCUUCUGUGCAAAGCCCCCUCCCCCACCACUGUCUCCAGUGCCCUCCAUGGUGAAGCAGAUGGCCAGCCAGUUCCCACCCCCUCCAACACCUCCCCCUGUGGAAUCUCAGCCCUUAAAGCCUAUUCCAGCAAAUCUCACUCCACAGUCCCCUCCUGCUGUGAAAGCAAAACCCAAGUGGCAGCCCAGCUCCAUCCCUGCUCCUUCUCCUGAUUUUCCUCCUCCCCCUCCUGAAAGCAGCCUGGUGUUUCCUCCACCACCUCCACCCCCCCCACCACCACCACCUCCACCAGCCCCGGCCCCAGCCCCACCACCAGUGCCACCCACAGCUUCUCCUACCCCUGACAAAGGUGGAUCUCCAGGCAAAAAGCCCAGUAAGAUGUCCAGCCCUGGGGGAAAGAAACCACCCCCUACCCCACAGCGCAACUCCAGCAUUAAAUCCAGCACUUGUGCAGAGCACCCUGAGCCUAAGAGACCCUCCGUAGACAGUCUAGUCAGCAAGUUUGCACCACCAACAGAAUCAGGGUCUCCCAUCAAGGAGACCCCACUCCCUCCUGCAGCACCCCCCAAACCUGGAAAACUACAUCUUUCUGGAGUUAGCCUUCCCAGUGUUCUCCAACAAGGGUGUGUGUCGUCAAAACCCUCUGUUCUGAGUGGGCGUGCAAAGGACUCUGUAGUGGAAUUUCCUUCUCCUCCAUCUGAUUCUGAUUUUCCACCCCCUCCACCUGAAAUUGAGCUUCCUCCGCCCCCCAUCGAGAUUCCAGCAGUAUUCUCUGGAAACACCUCUCCAAAAGUGGCAGUUGUUAAUCCUCAACCACAGCCAUGGUCUAAAGCAUCAGUGAAGAAGGCCCCUCCACCUACACGACCCAAAAGGAACGACAGCACCCGCCUCACUCAAGCAGAGAUCUCUGAGCAGCCAACAAUGGCCACAGUUGUGCCACAAGUGCCCACCUCUCCCAAAUCCAGCCUUAGCGUCCAGCCUGGAUUCCUGGCCGACCUCAACAGGACACUGCAACGGAAAUCCAUUACUCGGCAUGGCUCGCUGUCGUCCUCUCGCAUGUCCAGAGCAGAACCCACAGCCACCAUGGAUGAUAUGGCAUUGCCCCCACCACCCCCCGAACUGCUCUCUGAUCAACAGAAGGCCAGUUAUGGAGGCAGUCAUAUCUCGGGCUAUGCAACAUUGCGCAGAGGUCCCCCUCCAGCGCCCCCCAAAAGAGACCAGAACACUAAGCUCUCGAGAGACUGGUAG
Molecule: messenger RNA, 3810 nt
Organism: Marmota flaviventris (yellow-bellied marmot)
Lineage: Eukaryota; Metazoa; Chordata; Mammalia; Rodentia; Sciuridae
Gene: Raph1
Product: Ras association (RalGDS/AF-6) and pleckstrin homology domains 1
Biological process (GO): signal transduction
Cellular component (GO): cytosol; plasma membrane
Source: RefSeq, a predicted model, not a curated record